AUGACGACGAUGCGCGUGUACAGGCCGGGCGACGCCUUUGUCGCCGAGACCGGCACGGGCGGCGGCGGCCGCACGUUCCGCUCGUCGCCGCAGACGAGGAUCGCGGCGGCGUUUCGCUCCGAGCUGAAGGACUGCAAGCGCAUCGUCGUGAAGCUGGGCAGCGCCGUGAUCACGCGCGACGACGAGUGCGGCCUCGCGCUCGGUCGCCUAGCUAGCAUCGUCGAGCAGGUUUCACAAAUGCAUAAUGAAGGGAAGGAGAUACUGAUGGUGACAAGUGGAGCCGUCGCAUUCGGCAAGCAGCAUCUUAGGCACCAGAUAAUGAUGUCAAUGAGCAUGCGACAGACGUUAAAUCAAAGCGCCUCUAGGUUAGAACAGUCUGGUAGUUCGAUGGUGGAUCCGCGUGCGUGUGCUGCCGUUGGUCAGAGUGGACUCAUGUCUCUUUAUGAUAACAUGUUCGCUCAGUAUGGUGUCAUAGUAUCACAGGUGAGUCAUGUGUGUUGGGUGACCAAACCAGAUUUCUACAAUGAAAUCACUCGCGCAAAUCUACAGUCAACGAUGAUGGAGCUGAUGCGACUGAAAAUCCUACCCAUCGUAAAUGCCAAUGAUGCAGUGGCUCCACCUGCUGAACCAGAUAAGGAUCUUUCAGGGGUGAUCAGUGUGAUCAGCGUGAAGGACAACGACAGCCUCGCGGCGCGCCUCGCCGUCGAGAUGCACGCCGACCUGCUGCUGCUGCUGUCCGACGUCGACGGCAUCUACACGCACCCGCCGGGACUCGACGGCUCGCGCCUGCUGCACACGUUCAACCCCGCCAGCGACAUGCCGUCGAUCGUCUUCGGAGAGAAGUCGCGCGUCGGCCAGGGCGGCAUGGAGAGCAAGGUGAAGUCUGCUGCCUGGUGUCUGGAACGCGGAACGUCCGUCGUCAUCUGCAAUGGCGCAGCGAAGAACAACAUUCUGAACAUCGUUCAGGGCAAGAAGGUCGGAACGUUCUUCACUUCCAACAUGGCGACGGCGGUGCCGGUCGAUGUGCAGGCCAUGAAUGCGAGGGAUGGAGGCAGGAAGCUGCUGGCACUGCCCGCGAGCGAGCGCGCCGACAUUGUUCACACCAUCGCCAACCUGCUCGUCGAGCGCAAAGCCGAGCUUCUGCAGGCCAACAAGCAGGACAUAGAAGCCGCGAGGCGGUCAGGUCUGGCUUCCCCAAGUCUCGCGCGGCUUGUGUUGAGUGAUUCAAAACUUCAAAGUCUAUCAGACGGUCUUCACCAGAUUGCAGACUCUUCGCACAAGAACGUUGGACGGGUCCUAAAGAAAACAAAGAUUUCCACUGGCAUGGUACUGCAGCAGGAAACUGUUCCAAUUGGUGUUUUGCUGGUGAUAUUUGAGUCCCGUCCAGACUGUCUCCCUCAGGUGGCAGCACUAGCUAUUAGUAGUGCCAAUGGUCUGCUGCUGAAGGGAGGCAAGGAGGCAUUGCAUUCCAAUCGCUUCCUACAUAGCCUAGUGCAAGAGGCACUGGACAAGUAUAAAUGCAAGGAUGCUGUAGCCCUGAGAAAUGGUUUCAACCUGCGGCGAUGCAACACGUUGAGAGAUGCGAAGUGUGACUAUCCGGCAGCAUGCAAUGCCAUGGAGACAUUACUCAUUCACAAAAACCUCGUCAAGAACGAGUUUUUCGACCAUCUCACCGACAUGAUGCGGGCAGAGAAUGUGAUCAUCCACGCUGGGCCGCGGCUGGCGCGCAUGCUGAAGUUCGGGCCGUCGCCGGCGCGCUCGCUGCGUCUCGAGUACGGCGCGCUCGAGUGCGCGGUUGAGGUCGUCGGCUCCGUCGACGAGGCGAUCGACCACGUCAACACGUACGGCAGCUCGCACACGGAGACGAUCGUCACCGAGGAUGAGGAAGCUGCGGCCUUGUUCACGAAAGGCGUUGACAGCGCGUGCGUCUUUCACAACGCGAGUACGAGGUUCGCAGACGGCUUUAGAUUUGGUUUGGGUGCCGAGGUGGGCAUCAGUACGUCGCGCAUCCACGCGCGCGGGCCCGUCGGCGUCGAGGGACUGCUGACGACCAAGUGGGUGCUGCGCGGCUCCGGCAACGCCGUCACCGACUUCAACGACUACGGCCUCAAGUACACACACGAGGCGAUGCCGCUCGACGACUGAUAGGGUUCCUGGCCUCACGUCUGUGCGCGGCGGAAAGGCGGAUUUGAGCAGUCGCAAGACUGACGGGCCUCCUUUGCUCGCCUUCAUGCUGUUUAUAUAUCCAUAUAUUCUAUAUAAAAAUAUUAUUAGUCAUCCCCGACUCUCCCUUUGUCUG
Messenger RNA from Priapulus caudatus, 2299 nucleotides. RefSeq names its product delta-1-pyrroline-5-carboxylate synthase-like. Gene Ontology annotation, cellular component: mitochondrion. The record is from RefSeq and is a predicted model, not a curated record. Gene Ontology annotation, molecular function: glutamate 5-kinase activity; ATP binding; glutamate-5-semialdehyde dehydrogenase (NADP+) activity. The transcript has 17 exons. The coding region runs from base 1 to 2145 and encodes 714 amino acids. Lineage: Eukaryota; Metazoa; Priapulida; Priapulimorpha; Priapulimorphida; Priapulidae.